Dendrobium catenatum is the source of this 2055-nucleotide messenger RNA. Its product is annotated as vicilin-like seed storage protein At2g18540. The transcript has 6 exons. The record is from RefSeq and is a predicted model, not a curated record. NCBI's taxonomy places the organism in Eukaryota, Viridiplantae, Streptophyta, Magnoliopsida, Asparagales, Orchidaceae. The coding region runs from base 1 to 2055 and encodes 684 amino acids.
AUGCAACCUGCCACCAACUUUCCUCGUAGCUUAUAUACUCCUUCAAUCUUUGCUCUCAUCUCCUCAGAGAUUUCGAUGCAGGAGAGGAUGAAGAUGAAGCGAAAAUUUUGGAUCAGGUCCCUUGUUUUUGUGACAUUUAUACUGGGAACCUUGCACUUCUUAGCCACAGGAGCUGCCGGCCAGAGCCAGGGCCUUUUAGCUACGAAGGAGAACCGGAGGAGUGUGGUGUACACAGAGGCAGGAGAAAUCACAGCUCUCGAUGUUAGCAAUGGACAGAAGGAUUUCGGAUCAUACCAUAUGGAGUUCUUUACGCUCGACACUCGCUCGCUGCUUCUUCCCGUUCUGCUACAUGCAGAUAUGGUGUUCUAUGUGCACACAGGCAGAGGAACUAUUAGCUGGAUUGACAAGAAUAAGGUUGAAGUUCUCCAGGUUGAGCCUGGAGACAUCUACAGACUGGAAGAAGGAACUGUUUUCUACAUCCAAAGCAGUGGGGAUUCAAACAGAGAAAAGCUUAGGAUCCAUGCAAUUUUCAGCACCGAGAACCCUACUAAAUGUUUGCCAACUCGCAUUUUAUCUUCGAAAAAAAAUCCUCAAGAAAUCUGCUGGAAAAAUGAAAAAUUUUCAGCCAGAAAAUCAGCCGAGUCUUUUAUAGGAGGAGCUUACUCCAAUAUUGCUGAUUUGGUUCGAGGUUUUGAUAUGGAAGUUCUCCAGAUGAGCUUUGGAGCAUCAGUUGAAGUUAUUGAAAAGAUUAAGAGAACUGAGAAGCCACCUCUUAUCAUUCCUUUUGAGGUAAAGAAUGAAAGUGAAAGCCAUAAUAGCGAUUGGAAAGGAGUUUUUGAAGCUGUUUUGGGAAUGAGAACAGACGAUGUUCUGAAUGGCAACGUUGAUAAGAAGGCCUUCAAUGUUUUCAAGAGAAAGCCAGAUGUGGAGAACAGGCACGGCCGAAGCAUUACCUUGACUCAAAAGGAUGUAAAAUCAUUAGAAGGUUCUUCCAUGGGAGUUUUUAUGGUGAAUUUGACAAAGGGAUCUAUGAUAGGGCCACAUUGGAACCCAAAGGCCACAGAGAUAGCCAUUGUUAUUGAAGGUCAUGGAAUAGUACAAGUUAUAUGCCCUUCAAAUCCAUCAGGUUUUGGAAUCGAAAAAUUCACAACAAAGAAGUUCUAUGUGAAGGAAGGUGAUGUGUUCAUCAUUCCAAAAUUCUAUCCGAUGACUCAAAUGUCGUUCAACAAUUCCUCCUUUGUUUUUGUGGGAUUUAGUAACAAUGGGAAGAAGAACCAUCCUCAGUUUCUAACAGGGAAAUGGUCAGUGAUUCAAGCUAUGGAUAGGGAAGUCAUGGCAGCUUCUUUUAAUGUGACGAGUAAGACAUUUGAACAUCUCUUGGCUAAACAAAAAGACGAAGUGUUGUUAGGAUGUGAAGGAUGUGCUGAGGAAGUGAAGAAGAAAUUAGAGGAAGAGGACGAAGAGAGGAGAAGGAAAAAAGAGGAAGAGGAGGCUAAAAGAAGAGAGGAGGAAGAGGAAGCAAGAAGACACGAGCAAGAAGUAAGAAAAAGAGAGGAGGAAAGGAAGAGAGAGGAAGAUGCCCGAAGGAAAGAAGAGAAGGAAGAAAAGAAGAGAGAGGAAGAAAGGAAGGCGAAGGAGGCUGAGCAAAGAAGUGUGGAAGAAGAAGAAGCACAAAGGAGAAAGGAAGAGGAGGAAACCCAAAGGAGGGAGGAAGAAGAGGAAGCACAAAUGAGAGAAAAAGAGGAGGAAGCACAAAGAAAAUGGAAGGAGGAUGAGCAAAGAGCAAGGGAGACAAGAGAGAAAGAAGAGGAAAUGAGAAUAAGAAAGAGAGAAGAGGAAGUACAAAGAGAAAGGGAAAGAAUGAAGGAAGAAGAGGAAGUGGGCAAAGGAGAGAAAAGGAAGGGGAAACAUAAAGGAGAUGUGAUAAGGAAGAGUAAUGAAGAAAAAGAUGAGGCCCAAAAAAAAGAGGAAGAAGAGGAGGAUGGAAUGAGAAAAGGUGAAGGGGAGAUUGAAAAGGGAGAGGAAAGAGAAAAAAUCAAAGGAAGGGAAAUGUGA